Alligator sinensis (Chinese alligator) is the source of this 1514-nucleotide messenger RNA. RefSeq names its product intraflagellar transport protein 22 homolog. NCBI's taxonomy places the organism in Eukaryota, Metazoa, Chordata, Crocodylia, Alligatoridae. The record is from RefSeq and is a predicted model, not a curated record. The transcript is spliced from 3 exons. The coding region runs from base 235 to 678 and encodes 147 amino acids.
GGAAGCUGCGGCAGCCGCCCGGUCUCGGGGCACGGCUGGGUCUGUCCUGCGGCGCGGGGAGGGGGGGGGUCGAGCAGAAGACGUCCGGACACAAACCCUGCGGUCAAAACUCGCCCUCCUUUCUGCAGCCUUUCUCCUCACCGCUGGGUGACCUCUGCUGUAGUCAUUGGGACCAGCAGAAGAAAUCUCUGCUCUCCUUUCCCCCGGGCUUUGUGUAGCACAAAAAAGUUUGAAAUGUGCCAGGUUGACAAGGUAAAAGAGCCAAAGGACAGCUCUGCUUCGAGUUUGCCAGCUUCCCAUUUGUCACUGAUCUGCUUUCCGAGGUUUGAGUCGUGCUGGCCAGCUCUGAUGCAAGACGCCCGUGGUGGUGUAAUCGUUGUCAGCCCGGACCUGCCCAGUCACCUUGAGGAAGCUGACGCCUGGUCCUCCUGCUUCGUGCAGCAGCAGCAGCAGUUACUGGACAGCCAACGUCUCCUGGUUGCACAUCGCAAGCCUGGCCGUGCUGUGGAUUCAGAAGGUCCCUCCUUGGCUGCACCGCUGAACAAACUGAAACUAGUACAGUCCAGCCUGGAAGAAGACCCUGAAGACGUUCGGAUUGAAUUUAUGAAAUACUUCAAAAGCAUUGUCAACUUGCUAAAUGAAAGCAGAGCUAGGGAAGAGGUGUCAAUUAUCACGUAAUGCUGAAAGAAAGAAUAAAGAGAGAGAGAAAGCGAGUACUGUUUGCAGUUUGAGAUCUGCCCUAGCCAAGAAAUAACUCUAGAACUUAUCUUGUUAAGGAGAGUUUGCCAGUGGAUAAACACUAUAAGAAUAGUUUGUGAGUGAUUUUCCCCAAGAGAAAAUAGAUGCACAGCUUAAGACUCCUCAAGAGACUGAAGGCUGAAUUCAGAUGAACUGUUAUCCAAAAGAUUUGGCUGUAAAUCCAGGAAUGCAAGUAACUUUAGCUGUCCCCUGACCAGGUGUGUUACUGGAUAAAGUUCAAGAAGGUGUCUUCUAAUAUGUCUGUGUGGACCCAGCUAAUUAACUAUAUAUUUAGUUUGUGAAAACAUUAAGAAUUUGGCUAGUUCUUAAUUGACUCACUUAAGAAGGUUCUCAUCUUUUUCCAGAAAAAGCUAAAUGAAUGGGCCAGGCAGAACAUAAGUUUUAGGAAUCUGUGUUUAAGCACUUGGGUAAUGUGUCUAUGGCAGCUGUGCUGUUACUUGGAGAAAAUAUGCUUUUGGAUGUCAGUAGAAACUGGUUGGAACUGAGAUGUGAGCAUUAAGUCUCCGGUGAAAUCUAUAUUUUAAUGUCCCCAAAUCUCCUCACCUCUCUCCAGCAUCUGAAGAGCAUAUCAUUUUACAGGCUUGUGUUCUGGCAAGAUAGAAUAAACUGCAACCUUUAUUCUGACAAGCCUUUCCAUCCACUGCAACAAAACUCCCAUAUUUACUCAAUUAGCAGCAGUGUGGAGCUGGCACUGCUGUUCCAGCGCUGUACAGCCCUGUAGCGAGUGGCAGGGAGCUGCUACUGCUGCUGCUCUG